Molecule: messenger RNA, 1146 nt
Organism: Aspergillus welwitschiae
Lineage: Eukaryota; Fungi; Ascomycota; Eurotiomycetes; Eurotiales; Aspergillaceae
Product: isoprenoid synthase domain-containing protein
Exons: 2
Coding region: 1-1146 (381 amino acids)
Molecular function (GO): carbon-oxygen lyase activity, acting on phosphates
Source: RefSeq, a predicted model, not a curated record
AUGGACUUCGUUACAAACUUUCUUCCGUCUAUUCUGAGGGCUCCUCAAAGCAUGGAUUGGACUGGGAUCAACUUCCUACUCUUCCAUCUGAUUUUUUUCGUUCUCAUGACUGCUACUGCUGCUCUCUGGAGAUUAGCUACCCACUUCGCCGUCCCCGUUUCUGGAAAGAUAUCUCCCGCAAGUACCAUAUCCAAAAGGGAUUACGAAGAAGUUGUGAAUGGAUUCCUACGAGACAUUUCAUUCCGACCCCCAGAAGUCAAAUUUGAUGUGGGUCUGAAGUCUCGUGUUGUAAGCCGCCUGGAGUCUUAUGGCAUUUCACGAAGGUUCAUUGCUCUCAUUGAACCGUGCAUUACCACAGCGACGAAAAUCUCCAGCUGUUCCUAUCCAUUUACAUCUCCCGAAGUUCUCGAGGCUAUUGCCCUCUAUGCUACAUAUGUUAUAUCGAUCGAUGACAUUACAAACGAAAUCCUACCUGACCUUGAAUGCUAUGGAUCUCAAUUGGUCCUUGGUCAAUCUCAGAGACACGAACUUCUUCGCGGAUUCACAAGAUUCCUCGGGGACCAGCCUCGGGUGUUCGGAGCCUUUGGGGGCGACAUGAUCAUCAAGGGCACAAUGGAGUUUAUCGCUUCAGCCGUAAUUGAACAAAACCAGGAUGCUUUUCAACUAUCGCGUGAUUCGUCGGACUAUUUGAUCUACUUCAGGGCAAAGACAGGGGUUGCUGAACCUUUUGCCUUCUUUUGUUUUCCAGAAGACAUCAACCCUGAAGACCGAGACUUACAGAAAUACGUCUCCGCCAUUCCCAGUAUUAUGCUAUUUCUGGGAUACGUCAAUGACCUCUUGUCCUUCUAUAAGGAGGAGCUCAAGGAGGAGGAUUCUCCGGGCUUCGUUCAGAGCUAUGCCAAGGUUCAUGAUUCUACUGCGCUUCAUGCACUUCAGCAACUUCGGCAUGAGACGAUCAAGGAAGUACGAAAGAUCCGGCGCAUGCUAUCCAAUGAUGUCCUAAUGGCUGAGCGUAUCAAUCAGUUUAUUUAUGGGUAUAUAUUUUAUCACUUGUGCACGGGAAGAAAUAGGUUGACCGAGUUGAAUAUUCCUGCUGCUCAUGACGCAAGAAAGCGGAUUCAAGCGUUGACCGAUGUGCGACUGUAG